Molecule: messenger RNA, 381 nt
Organism: Fusarium poae
Lineage: Eukaryota; Fungi; Ascomycota; Sordariomycetes; Hypocreales; Nectriaceae
Exons: 3
Coding region: 1-381 (126 amino acids)
Source: RefSeq, a predicted model, not a curated record
AUGUCGUCAUCAUCCGCCGAGCAGAGAAGCGAUCUCGAAGAGGAACAGGUCGAUCAGGAGAAGCCUCAGCGCAAGACAAAGACCAAGAAGUCCAAGGGCGAGCGACGCAAGCGACGUGCCCGAUUCGACGACUACGAUGACGAGCAGGACAACAACCAGAUGGCCCAGAGCAACUACAACGCUCAGCAACAGCAGAUGCAGCAGCAGCAGCAGCAGAUGCAACAGCAACAGCAGCAACAGCAACAGCAGCAACAGCAACAGCAGGGUGGUGGCGGCGGAAAGAGUGAUGCUCUCAGUCUCCAUCUCGAGCUGAACCUCGAGAUUGAGAUUCAGCUGAAGGCAAGAAUCCAUGGUGAUCUUACCUUGUGUCUGCUCAACUAA